UCAUAUACAUAUUUUAUUAUGAAAAUGGAAUUAAACAAAUCAGUCAGAAAUUGUUUUAGCAAAACACACGUAAAGAUUUAAAGGAUGAAUGAACAAAUCAUAAUUGCAAGAUAGAAGAUGGAAAAGGAGUGUCUUAAUCAGAUUCUCCGAGAAGUCAUUAUAUUUAAGGAUUUGGAAAACGUCAUUGAUAGUCUUGCCAAAGGUGCAGAUAUUAACGGAUGUGACUGGGAUGGUUGGACCCCAUUACAUAUUGCUGCUUCUGCAGGACUCACCGCACAUGUUGAAUUGAUGCUAGAAACACCAGAUGCAGACUUUAAUGCGCAAAAUGUGGACGGUAAUACUCCCUUACACUUAGCCUCAUUGAAAGGAAAUCUCGAACUAGUGCAAGUCUUAAUAGAAAGAACAGUAACAGAUCCAAAUAAAGUAAAUGAGUUUGGGAACACCCUGUUACACUCAGCUGCUGAAGAUGGACAUCUUCCCAUAAUCCAAUUGUUAAUUGAAAGAAAAGAUAUAGAUCCAAAUAAAUCAAAUGAGAUAGGUGAUAAUGCCUUACACUUAGCUGCUAGAGAUGGACAGUCCGACGUAGUGCAAUGUUUACUAAAAAGAACAGAUGUAGAUCUAAAUCAAGGAAAUAGGGACGGAAACACCCCCCUACACUUAGCUGCAUUAAGAGGUAAUCUCCGAAUAGUUCAAUUGUUAUUAGAAAGAACAGACACAGAUCAAAAUAAAGGAAACGAGGACGGUAACACCCCUCUACACUUAGCCACAUUUAUGAAAAAUCUCCAAAUUGUGGAAUUGCUAUUAGAAAGAACAGAUAUAGAUCCAAAUACAUUGAAUGAGGACGGUGAUUCAUCGUUACACUCAGCUGUUGCAGGUAAAGAUAUCGAAACCACCAAGUUGUUAUUGAAAAGAACAGAUAUAUUUCCAGACAAAAUAGAUAAGUCCCAUCAGUCCGGUUGCACUCCUUUCCAGUGUGCUGUUAUAAGUGGACAACUUAACAUAGUUCAAUUGUUAUUAGAGAGAACAGAUGUAUAUCCAAACCAAGGAAAUGAGGAUGAUGAGAACCUUUUACACUUAGCUGUUGAAGGUGGGGAUACAGCUAUAGUCAAAUUGUUGUUAGAAAAAACUAAUCUAGACCCAAACAAAGUAAACAAGGAUGAUGAUACUCUCUUACACUUAGCUUGUAAAGGUGGAUAUCUUGACAUAGUCAAAUUGUUAUUAGAAAGAACAGAUACAGAUCCAAACAAAGUAAACAAGGAUGAUGAUACUAUCUUACAUUUUGCUGUUAAAGGUGGAUAUAUCGACAUAGUCAUAUUGUUAUUAGAACAAACAGAUAUAGAUCCACACAAAGUAAAUGAGGAUGAUGAUACUCUCUUACAUUUAGCUGUUAAAGGUGGAUAUAUCGACAUAGUCAUAUUGUUAUUAGAACAAACAGAUAUAGAUCCAAACAAAGUAAAUGAGGAUGAUGAUACUCUCUUACAUUUAGCUGUUAAAGGUGGAUAUAUCGACAUAGUCAUAUUGUUAUUAGAACAAACAGAUAUAGAUCCAAACAAAGUAAAUGAGGAUGAUGAUACUCUCUUACAUUUAGCUGUUAAAGGUGGAUAUAUCGACAUAGUCAUAUUGUUAUUAGAACAAACAGAUAUAGAUCCAAACAAAGUAAAUGAGGUAUGA
Molecule: messenger RNA, 1671 nt
Organism: Mytilus trossulus (common blue mussel)
Lineage: Eukaryota; Metazoa; Mollusca; Bivalvia; Mytilida; Mytilidae
Product: putative ankyrin repeat protein RF_0381
Exons: 17
Coding region: 118-1671 (517 amino acids)
Cellular component (GO): cytoplasm; nucleus
Molecular function (GO): protein binding
Source: RefSeq, a predicted model, not a curated record